Molecule: messenger RNA, 852 nt
Organism: Carya illinoinensis
Lineage: Eukaryota; Viridiplantae; Streptophyta; Magnoliopsida; Fagales; Juglandaceae
Exons: 2
Coding region: 1-852 (283 amino acids)
Source: RefSeq, a predicted model, not a curated record
AUGUGGCUGCAAACUGAAGGCUUUGUGGAGAGGGUCGGACAGUGGUGGUCUUCAUAUCAGAUUCAGGGUACUCCUAGUUUUGUUUUUGCUGGAAAGCUAAAGGCUUUAAAACAAGACCUAAAACUUUGGAACAAGCAAUCCUUUGGCAAUAUCAGGGUACUCAAGAAAACAAAGCAGUGGGAGAUACAAGAGUUAGAAAGGGUUCGAGAGUUAAGGCCUUUGAAUCAGGAGGAACAAGCCCAAAAAUUAGCUUUGGUUGUAGAGAUCGAGAGGAUCAUUCUAAUGGAAGAGAUCUCGUGGAGGCAAAAGUCUAGAGCUUUAUGGCUGAAGGAAGGUGACCGUAGCACUAAGUUUUUUCACAGGGUUGCCAAUUCUCACAGGCGAUCCAACAACAUCGAGAUGCUGAAGAUUGAUGGGUCAGAGUGCAGGGAUGUGCAAGUGAUUAACAAUCACGUGGUUAGUUUUUAUGGACAGCUUCUUACUGAGCAGGUGGGGUGGAGGCCUAAGCUAGAGGGGUUGGCUUUUGAGUCCAUUGGACCUUUGGACUCUAAUCGUUUGGAGAGGUCGUUUGAAGAGGCAGAGGUGUUAGAAGUGGUAAGGAAAAUGGCAAGAGACAAGGCUCCGGGUCCAGAUGGGUACUCUAUGGCCUUAAUACCAAAAAGGGCGGGAGCGGAGGAUAUACAGGAGUUUUGCCCCAUUAGCCUAGUCAAUGGGGUCUAUAAGAUUUUAUCCAAGGUACUGGCAAAUUGCCUUAGUCAGAUCGUUGGAAAGAUUAUUUCAAAGCCUCAAAAUGCAUUUGUAAAGGAUAGACAGAUCCUAAAUGCAGUGCUCAUCGCCAAUGAGACUUUCUAA